This is a messenger RNA of Cydia amplana, 337 nucleotides long. RefSeq lists its product as uncharacterized. Bases 5 to 337 code for a protein of 110 amino acids. The record is from RefSeq and is a predicted model, not a curated record. NCBI's taxonomy places the organism in Eukaryota, Metazoa, Arthropoda, Insecta, Lepidoptera, Tortricidae. The transcript is spliced from 4 exons.
CGAGAUGUGCCAGCACUGCAGUCGCUCCGUGCGGAAUAGCGAGGCUGCUUUCAGGGGAUACAGCUACCACAGGCGUUGUCGGAAGUGUUACGUGUGCAGCGACACCGACCUGCACGGCGCGGAGGUGUUUAGAGGCGUCAUUUUCUGUGCGAGCUGCGCCAGACGCAUCUUCAGAGGUUGUUCAACGGCCCGCCGAGCACGGCCUGCGCACACGCAGCGGCGUCGGCGGCGCGCGCCCGUGCACGGGGUUAUUGAGCGUGCGCGAGCACACUCUGACACCACCUCCUCACAAGACAACAGGGUUUUGAGAGGUCUUUCAUUCAAUACUCCCUCCUGA